GUGUUAACAACGCACGAUAUAAGUGCUCAUUAGGUAUCAUCAUCUUCAAAGCAUGAGACUACGGGAGAAUACGUAUCAUCAGCUGUUUGUGCUACAUGUUUGCAAUUUGUUAAUCUGAAAGCAGCAUCAAUCAGCGAGAUAUCUAACCCGCUGGAAUCUGGCAAGAAUUCGAUCCAUUACAGUGUGAACUGUUUCACUUGAAUCAACUGUUCCGGGAUAGCUGAGAGAGAUCGUGCGACCGGCACGCGAAUAAAGUAUGAUGAUCACCGACAGUAGCAGCAUAACGGCGGCACUUCUUUGCGUGCUUCAGCUGAUAUCGGCUUCACCCCCACAGCAGCAGCAGCAGCAGCAACAGCACCAAACUCAAAAACAGUGUGGUCUCUACGGACAGGCACCGUGCACUUUUGUUCCGGCUCAACCCGGAAUGAUGCCGAAGUGUGCUUCCCCGGGUAAAACGUUUUGUGAGCAGAAUCUAGAAUAUCCAGCCCACUUGAUUCAGCACCUGGUGGAGCAACUGGGCUAUCAUCGGAUCUUGGCCAACGAAGAACGUGUUGACUUCAACGCGCACAGCGAAUGGGAACAAGAUCAGCAUCAGCAACAUCAGCAUUACCAACAUUUUUAUGGUCCCUCUAUGCAAACCAGUAGCUACGGGCCUCAACCAUCGUCAUCAUCUCAUAACUCCCCUGCCCCAUACCAAGGCUACAACUAUGACCUACCCAAACAGCAGCAGCAGCACUACCAACAGGAUGACAACACCGUUGCAUAUGACCAGAAACCGCCACCGGUGCCAGUGCCCCAGCCCAUCUACAUCCCGAAGCCACAAUAUUCGUUCAACUACCACACCUACGUGAGGCCUCCAGUGACUCAAAGAUCUCAGACGUCCUCCACCUCGUCUAGCGGCUAUUUCUAUCCACCUCCGGUGACGCAAUUCAGUCCAGCCGAAUGGUUGAAACGUUUCGCACGAGAUCUCACCGAAAAGCAGAAUCCAGCCAACGGGUUCAGCUACCAUCGAGUGGCAGGACCCCAACAAGGCACACACCCGUCUCCGUCGCCGUUCAAGUUGCCUCCACAAUUGGAAGUGAAACCGGCACCCUUCCGACCGGUGGCAGCGCUGUUGAACGAGACGGCCUAUCACGAAGCGGUCACUCGAUCGCGCCAAAAGCGACAAGUCACAGCCGGGCGGAUAGAACUCUGUCAGACGCGGGAGAUGUACGUUACACCUCAGGCGGCGCUCAACACCAAAGGCAACUGGAUGUACGUCGUAAAUCAUGAGGAUUCGCGACAACUGGUGAAAGCAGAAAUAUGCACGUCAACUGAGUGCUCUAAUCUGUGCAGCCUACCGAAUGGGUACAACUCUAGGUGUGAGCAAAAGUUCUCCCAGAAGCGAUUGCUGACGCUGGACGCCGAUGGACAGAGCCUGUACGUCGAUACCUAUUGGUUCCCAAGCUGUUGCGUGUGUUCGUUGGCGAUGAGUAACUAGAAGGCUGGAAAAAUAAUGGCUCAAUAUAUCAAGAUGAGAUUGUAGUGUGUAGAAGUACAGUAAGCAGAUCCGCUGUGUAGUUAAAAAAAAAACAAUCUUUGCUAAGUUAGCAUCUAAGCAGAAACAAUUGUGAUUUACAAGAUUCUAAGGUUAAAACGGAUCAGAGAUUCCUUAAUUUAUCAUUAACUUUCACUUUCAUUACAUUAAAACUCUUGGGGCCGAUUUCUUCAUCUGCGCUUAAGCACCUCAUAAGGUUCAACCAUAUGGGUAAAUCUAGAUUAACAUUUAAGCGAAUGGGGGAGAAAUGGGCUCUUAGGUACAUAAGGAUUCAUCGAAAUUUAAUUGUUAAAAAGAGCACUAAGUAGAAAGCAAAAUCAUGAAAUAUUAGUGUAGAAUUUGUAUAGAAUUCUAAUUCUACUACCACUGCAAAGCUAUUAUUAAUUUAAUUUAUUAUCUAAAUUACAAAGCAUGAUA
Ochlerotatus camptorhynchus is the source of this 1954-nucleotide messenger RNA. RefSeq names its product protein spaetzle 5-like. Lineage: Eukaryota; Metazoa; Arthropoda; Insecta; Diptera; Culicidae. Gene Ontology annotation, cellular component: extracellular region. Gene Ontology annotation, molecular function: growth factor activity; Toll binding. Gene Ontology annotation, biological process: central nervous system formation; innate immune response. The transcript is spliced from 5 exons. The record is from RefSeq and is a predicted model, not a curated record. Bases 257 to 1480 code for a protein of 407 amino acids.